ACUGGGUCACGCACCAGCGAUUUCAAAUUUGUCAGAUCUUACAAUGAUGGGACUCUACUUGCUGACCAGACUCUGACAAAGUCGUCUACUGCUGAUGAGCCGUUUGGACCAUGUGAGGAACCUGAAGCUCUCCAACAGCCAUUCUGUGGAUAUUACAGGUCGUUCAAUGAAUCAUGAAAUUGAAGCUUUUGUCAAACAUCUGUGGAUAAAUUCUGGAGAAAAUAUGUCUUUCAAAGUGUAUCCUUCAAGAAAAUGCAAUGGUGGAUGUGCGCAGUUCAGAAUACAAUGGCAAGUACUUAUUGUCCUCAUGUGGCUUAGUAAUUUUGCUGUCGGACAAAUUCGUUAUUCGAUUCCAGAAGAAAUGAAGAAGGGUUCACUGAUAGGUAAUGUAGCACAGGAUCUUGGACUUGAUGUGAAAAGGCUUCGGACGGGUCGAGCUCGUAUUGUGACCGGGGAAAGUAUCCAGUACACAGAGCUUAAUGCAGACAAAGGGAUUCUAGUUGUGAGUGAGAGAAUAGACCGGGAGCAGCUAUGUGGCGAUAUUACUCCCUGCAGCUUCAGUUUCGAGAUCAUCCUAGAGAAUCCUAUAGAACUGCAUCAAAUUACCGUCGAAAUUCUGGAUAUAAAUGAUAAUGCUCCAGUAUUUCGGAAAAAUGCGAUGAGUUUUGAAAUUAGCGAAUCGGCAACACUCGGCUCGAGUUUUGUUUUAGAGAGUGCUGAUGAUCCUGAUGUCGGAGUCAACGCCCUUCAAAAUUAUGUUCUGACUCAAAAUGAUCAUUUCAUAUUGAAACAGCAUUCGAAUCCGGAUGGCAGUAAAUACGCUGAAAUGAUUCUCCAGAAAGCAUUAGACAGAGAAAAAUAUCCUCGGCUGUCAAUAAAACUGAUCGCCGUAGAUGGAGGAGAUCCACAGAAGUCUGGCAUGGCGAGCAUCGAUGUUACAGUUCUAGAUGUAAAUGACAAUGCUCCUGUUUUUAACCAGACUAUUUACAGGGCUAGUGUAAAGGAAAAUGCACCUAAAGGCAGCUACAUAGCAACUGUCAAUGCAAGUGACGCUGAUAGUGGCUCGAAUGGCAUGAUAUCAUACUCGUUUUCGAAUCUGAAGGAGCAUCUAGUUAAUAUAUUCCAUAUGGAUGGAACAACUGGUGUAAUAUCAGUUGCAGGAAAUAUUGAUUUUGAAAAAGAUAAAAGAUAUGAGAUGAGAGUCCAAGCGAAGGAUCAGGGUGGCUUGUCCGGGACUAGCAAAGUAAUAAUUGAAGUCGUGGACGUUAAUGAUAAUGUACCUGUUAUAAAUGCCAUGUCAUUCUCGAGCUCCGUAUCUGAAGAUUCGCCACCGGGCACAACAAUAGCUGUGAUUAACGUCAAAGACUCAGACUCGGGACAAAAUGGUCAGGUGACCUGUUCUAUUGACAAACAUUUGCCUUUCAGGGUAGAGUCCUCCCUCGCAAACUAUUAUACGGUGAUAACUGAAUCUGCAUUUGAUAGAGAGGCAUUGCCUGAAUACAACAUAACGAUAACUGCCACCGAUUCUGGUUCACCUUCUCUUUCAAGUGUCACCACUUUGUGUCUGAAGGUGUCAGAUGUCAAUGACAACGCUCCAGUUUUUGAUCGCGCUACCUACUCUGCUUAUGUACCCGAAAAUAAUUCACCGGGCACAUCAAUAUUCAGGGUCAAAGCUGUGGACCCGGACUCCGGUCAGAAUGCUAGGAUAUCAUAUUUGUUAACGGAGACAAGGGUAGGAGAGGGUUUUGCAUCUUCAUAUAUCUCCAUUGACGCAAGCACUGGCGUUAUUACCACCGUGCGCUCUUUUGAUUACGAACAAAUCAAACAGUUGUCAUUUACUGUAAGUGCCCAGGAUGGUGGCUCCCCUCCAUUAAGCAGCAAUGCAACAGUGAGGAUUCACAUCCAAGAUCAGAAUGACAAUGCGCCUCAGAUUCUCUACCCGUUACAGAACGGUGGCUCUAUUAUGGCGGAAAUUGUGCCUCGUUCAGCAGAUGUGGGUUAUCUCGUCACCAAAGUGGUGGCUGUUGAUGUCGACUCAGGACAGAAUGCGUGGCUUACAUAUAGAUUUCAGAAGGCGACCGACAGGGCGUUGUUCGAAGUUGGCACACAAAAUGGAGAAAUAAGGACUAUACGACAGACCACUGAUAAAGAUGCUGUGAAGCAAAAACUCACUGUUGUAGUGGAGGACAACGGACAGCCCUCUCGCUCAGCUACAGUCAAUCUUAACGUAGCAGUGGCAGACAGUUUUCCAGAGAUUCUUUCGGAGUUCACUGACUUGACACCUGACAAGGAAUACAAUGACAAUUUGACAUUUUAUCUGGUGCUUGCUUUGGCUGUAGUUUCGUUUCUCUUUGUAACAUCAUUGGUUGCCAUCAUAUCCGUGAAGAUUUACCGAUGGAGGCAGUCUAACACGUACGAUCAGCCAAGCCUUCCGGUUAUUCCAUAUUAUCCACCUAAUUACGCGGACAGUGGAGGUGCAGGAACUCUUCACCGAGUUUACAAUUACGAAUUGUACAACACGACAGACUCUAGAAAGAGUGAUUACAAAUUCUCUGGACCAUGUGGUCAAAAUGUUCUUGUUGUGGACCCAAGUGCCGCCAGAACGAUGAGGCGUGUGGACAGCGAAAAGAACAUUCUGGAUGAGCCCGAUUCGCCAAUGGAG
Messenger RNA from Alosa alosa (allis shad), 2662 nucleotides. Its product is annotated as protocadherin beta-16-like. Gene Ontology annotation, biological process: homophilic cell-cell adhesion. Gene Ontology annotation, cellular component: plasma membrane. Gene Ontology annotation, molecular function: calcium ion binding. The record is from RefSeq and is a predicted model, not a curated record. Lineage: Eukaryota; Metazoa; Chordata; Actinopteri; Clupeiformes; Clupeidae.